UUACACAGGAUUUGAUUGGUCGAUAAGAUUUAAUAGAUUGCAUCGGAUUUGGUCGGAUUUGAUCGGAUUUGAUACGAUAAAAUUACGUUUGGCUUACUUAUUUUUUAACGUGUACGACAUUUUGACGUUUGACCUCAUGCCAAAAUAGAGAAAGCGAGGGAAAAGUUUGGAGGCCAGUUCUAUCAAAGAAAAAGCGGCGUGAAUCUGUCCGGAGCAGGAGGAAGGCCACGGAACAUUCUCUCGGGUUGCGCGUGUCCAAGUGGGCGGCCAGCGCCACGGAACAGUCUCUCGGUGGCAGGCAGGACGCGACGACGAUUUCCGCCCAGUUUUCUUUGUGACUGCGCGAGAAAGCCGUGUGAAUCCGCCCGGAAGCUGUGAGCCACGGAACAUUCUCUCGGGUUGCGCGUGUCCAAGUGGGCGGCCAGCGCCACGGAACAGUCUCUCGGUGGCAGGCAGGACGCGACGACGAUUUCCGCCCAGUUUUCUUUGUGUGCAGAACGUCGGACAUCGUAGUACGAAAAGCUGCACAUCGAUCCACUGUGGAAUGGACAAUUUCUGGAAAGAAAUUUCGCAAGUCUGCGGUCCUGUUUCGUCAAGGAUACGGCUAAUCCUCGAAGAAGUAGGCUACAUACACUCUGGGUUAGCUCAUUUAGAAGAAGCUGAAAUCGCAGAAAUCGAGAACGCCGUGCGGUCUUUCCCACAAACAUCAGAGCGAUCGGAAGCCGAGUGGCAGCAACUGCUCGGAUUCAGGAAACCACUGAGACAGUUUCAGUUUCUGUUGGGCGAGCGGAGCUUGUUGAAGGAGGUGAGCCGUUGUGUGCGCGAACAUGGCAUAGCAAAAUUUUGCAAGAAAUUGCUGCAGCAAGAUUCCGCUUCGAAGCCGGUUCCGCGUGUGCUGGAGCAACAGAACGAGGCUGUACGGCGAAAGGUUGUUGAGUAUUACGAGAGCAUGUGUUCUGACCAAGACAGUCAACAUUUGUUGGCCUUCUCCUCGAAACUCCCAUCCAUGCAGGUCCGCGUGUCCUCCGACGAGUAUGGACUUAAAGCCGAUCUCGAAUGUCCUCUUUGCUCGACCGUUUUGCUGAUCCGUCAAGAAAGAACUGGGUCGUGGAAAAUUUCUAAUUUCACGGCCCAUAUCCGAAAGCAUCAUUCCGAUCAACAGCACACGACGACAUCGGUGAGGGCAAAGAAGAAGCGACCCAACAACAGGAACGAUUCAAGUGGGCCAUACUACAAAAGCCGGCAUAUUAACGAUCAACCUUCUGGCAGCUCCUAUUCCGGAGACUUUGUUGAUCUUUGUACAGAAGAUGACCAAUCCAACCGCCAGCGCGAAACUUUGUCGAGUUUAAUUAUCGAAGUUUUCCAGCAGAAGAAAGAACAGUGGGAAGAAAAUCAGUAUUUCGAGGAGCAUCAGCAGCCCGAAGAUCAGCAGCAGCUCGAAGAACCACAACACUUCGAGGACCAACAGCAGCUCGAAGAACCACAGCACCUCGAGUAUCAACAACAGGUUGAGGAACAAGAACAGGUCGAGGAACAAGAACAGGUCGAGGAACAAGAACAGGUCGAGGAACAAGAACAGGUCGAGGAACAAGAACAGGUCGAGGAACAAGAACAGGUCGAGGAACAAGAACAUGUCGAGGAACAAGAACAGGUCGAGGGACAGCAGCGAGAAGAACAAGAGGAACUGCAGUGGGACGAUCACCUGCAAGAUAAGCACGAGCAUCAACAGGGUUCAAACUUUUUAAACUAGAUGGGCACUACAAUGCGGCCGAAAGUAGUGCCACCGAAAGCUCGGCCAAUUCCACAACGUUGGAUCUUCUAGUUGAAUGCCACAGUAGACUUGCAAACCGAUCUGCUCAGGGACGACGAUACAAUGCCAAGGAGAAAGACUUCUUCACUUAUCGAUACAUUCAGGGCGGAAAAGUCAUGUACAACUUUGACAAUGCCAAUUCAAUCUCGCCGAACGUACGCACCGUGCAGCGCCAUUUAAAAACCAUUAGCCAUGGAGUAGAACCGGACCAUUUGCGAAUUGCAGAUUUUCUGAACUUUUUAAAAAACAACAACCUCCCGAAAGUCUUCGUUCUCAGUGAAGAUGCCACGAGAAUAAGUGGUGGAUUUGGGUACGAUGCUUCCCGUGAUCAGAUUUUCGGUCUGGUUCCGCCAAUGGAUCAGCAUGGUAUGCCCAUGAAGAUGUUUUUUCCCGCUUCAACGCCAAACAAAGUACUCGAGUACAUAAGGGACUAUCCAGUAGGACGGAAUCUCUACGUAACAAUGGCUCAACCGUUGAAAUCUGGUGCAGCGUCAUUCUGUCUUAUGUACACCUGCAGCGACAACAAGUUCCGUACCGACGAUGUGCUUCGUAGAUGGGCACAUAUUGAUGAACAAUGUGCAGAGAACGACUUGGACCUGGUUUGCAGAGCAGCCGACGGAGAUCCGCGCAUUGUUCCGGCAAUGCUGAUAGAAAUGGGCAUGCCAUUUAGUGGCGAAAAUCCGUUCGGAUCGUGGUACGUGGCCAAGUUUGCAGUCCGUAAAAUUUGUAUGCAAGACCCAACACAUGACCUCAACAAGCUGAGAAUGCGUCUAAUGAAAGUGGAGAAAAGACUUAUCCUCGGCAACCUGACGAUAUCCAGUGUACAUCUACGAGAACUGAUGAAACUCAACCGGGACAUACACGGAUUAUUCCCAUCAGAUUUGAGCUGCGUGGAUAAAAUGAAGUUUAGACCGGUGGAAAAAUUAAUUCACCCACGAGUCGCUGAUUCACUCCGUUUGCAUGUUCCGGAUGCAAAAGGAACUGCUGUUUAUUUAGACGUGAUGAGAAUGUUUAAAUCGGCAUUCAUGGACGCUGACUUGUCCCCUGAGCAAAGAAUAUUCAACGCUUGGUAUGUUCAGUUAACAUUUAAAUUCUUCAAAAUCAAUAACAUUAUCUGUUUUGGUUACAGGACCUGUUUGUUUUUCUUUAGAGCAUGGAGAAAUUCAUCAAUUACAAAGCGAAAAACGGUUGAAAAUUGUAUCACCACGAACUGUUACUGGGGGAUCGAAAUCAAUGCCCACGCCCUUAUCAACUUCACCGUGUUGUGCAGAGAGAAAAACUACGAGUUUGAUAUAACCUUGCUGCAAAGCCAAACCUGCGAGUCCUUUUUCCGAGCAGCCCGAUCUUUUACCUCGACUGAGUCAACUGUCGUAAAUUUCAACAUGCAGACAUUUGAAUCACGUCUAAACCGAAUCGAGGCAAAGAUUGGGAUUAUGCACAGCAGAAAAGACGAUUUUAUAUUUCCGCAGCUGAGAACUAUCGACGAGCAGCAACCAGAACGAGGACUUCCGUCGGAUGCAACAAUUAUAGAAAUUGUUGAAAAAAGUCAAGCUGAGGCAGUUCGUUUGCUGAAAAUCUUCGAGCUGGAUAAACCUGACUUUUCAGAAAGCAUUUAUAUCAGGGAACCGAAAACCAAGCGCGGCGACAAUGCCAACUUUGAAUUCGUUGCUGUGCCUGAACAUUUCGAACAAGAAACGGGCGUGGAUGUGUUCGAUAUAGAAGAAAUCAACAUGAACAUUUCGUCAGAGCUGCACGUUAAGGACUCCAAGGAUUGUAACAGUCGCAACACAUUCAAAAUUAGAGAUAAGAGUGGAAAAGUGGUUGAUGUCAAAAAAUCUACAUUCAUUUGGAUGUUGAAGGAAGAUGUUGAUAGUAGAGUUUCAACGGAUCGGGUUCACCGAUUCAACGAGAAGAGCAACAAGGAACCAAUUGUGUUGGUUCACGAAAAUCAAAUCCGCGAAAACGUUGUUGUUGGAGAAUGGCUUUUAAUUAAGUUCGAUAAUUCAUUCUUAGUAACUAAAGUGUACCAGUUUACAUACUUAAGUGGGAAGCGGAAAGCAUAUUCUGGACUGACGGCCCCGGUCGAGGCACCUGAAGGCGUUGAUAGGAAAGGAAUUGGACUCAGAGGAAACUUUUUUGAUUUGAUCUACAUAGAAGGUGAAUACCGGUUGGAAAUGGUUGAGAAAAGUGAAAAAAUGUGCGUAGAAAUUGAAAACUAUGUAUCCCAUCUGGAAAAACCAAAAUUCACCUCACAAGGGUUUGUUAUCUACUCUGGAAGAUCCGCUGAUUACCUUAGUUCGAAGAUUGUUUAGAAAGAAGCACUAAACACUAACAAAUACAUACAUAAAAGAUAUACAUAAACAAAACAUUAAACUGUUCUUUUUAUUAUUCCCAUCUCACUUAAUGGCUCUUCUGCUAUGGUAUUUUUUAUAUAUUUCUGUGGCAUUGUCCCAUUUACAUUGUUUUGUUUGAUUUGUCAUGUAAAUUGUUACUGAUUUUACUAUAAGAAAGGCCUUUUUUUCAUCUCGAUUUAUUAUACUAAUGUUUAUUUAGACUCAAAUCAAACAACCCAUAAUUAUUUAAAAUAUAAGUUCUACUUUGAUACGCUAUUUGAAACUUUUUUUUAAUGAUUUUCAACAGUAUUUAGAUUGAAGACCAACUAGAGCAGCGAUUCUCAACCUUCUUCUAGGCUGGUACCCCCUGCCAUGUAAAUCAAGUAGGCCCGGUACCCCCGUUGAGAAUCGCUGAACUAGAGGAUUGCAUAUUCUGGACUGACGGCCCCAAUCGUGGCACCUGAAUGCGCAAAGGAAACUUAUUUGAUUAUUUAGAUUGACAAAAUUGAACAUUAACAAAAUCCUCUCAAAUCAUAGCAUCGUCUCGUCAGAUUCCUCACAACUUUUGUUUCUUCAUUAUUGUUUUAAACUAGGCACAAGUGAAGAAAUUCAGUCCUUAGUGUGGCUGCUUUAAGACAUCGUCCAACUUUACCAAUUUCCGGUUGUCCUCAAACUACUCUUUGUUGAUGGCAAGGUUUACUGCUUUCCAUUUCCAAUUCCACUCAUCCAAUUUGCUUCCACAAUCUAACCAACCUGUUUCAAAAUAAUUUAACUACAUAAUUCAACCGACCGCUCCGUCUGGAAGUGACCAAAGUUGACUGCCAUGGUUCCAUAGCACAUCGGAUAAAGUGGGAAGAUUUCAUUUGAUUUGAAUUCCACAAUAUCUUCAAAAAAAAUGACAACAAACAACAUCCAUCGAAUUGUUUACGUUGUUUAAAGAAAACUGUCAAAAGCGAACAUCACAGAUGUGCGAGGAGAUGUGUUGGUUGUGUCGAGAUGUUAGCAGAUUUUGUCAGAUGUAAGCCGCUAUUUUUGAUUGCUUCGGAUUUCAUCGGAUUUCAUUGGAUUAAAGAAGAUGUCUCAAUUUUCGUUAUUUCUUUCGGGAUUCGAUGAUUUUUUAUAAAAUCCGGCUGUG
This is a messenger RNA of Culex pipiens pallens (northern house mosquito), 5278 nucleotides long. RefSeq names its product transcription factor SPT20 homolog. Bases 545 to 1750 code for a protein of 401 amino acids. The transcript is spliced from 5 exons. Lineage: Eukaryota; Metazoa; Arthropoda; Insecta; Diptera; Culicidae. The record is from RefSeq and is a predicted model, not a curated record.